CAGAAUUACGGGUUACUGCAUUGCUGGAGGGGCAAGGCAGGCCACGCUGCGAAACAAGCAGGGGCGCGCCGAUAACCAACCGAUGCGUGCGAGACGAGGGCGGGCAUCAGCCACACCGCGCCGGACCGAGGGAAAGGGAAGAAUUGUGGGUGGGUAUCAAGCGAGAGAGAGCGAGAGAGAGGGGGAGUAUCAAUCCAUGGAAGGACUUGAAGUGUGAUUGAUAUACGAAAGUGCAUUUGGAGCCGGACUAUUUCCCCGCCAAGGCCUUAAUUGCCCCGAGCAGGUCAUCGCCUCUCGCAGCACUUCCCUCCCUUUCCUCUCGCGAAACAGCACCACAAUCCCUUUCUUCGGUGCCUGCUGCACUCGCCGGAUUCUGUUUUCUGUUCCAUCUGCUCAUUCCUUCCCUCGCUCUCCAUCCCGACUCCUGUCUGUCUGUGAGACUGGGUUACGUUUUGUUGUGUUCUCGUCUCGUGGGGAUUCUGUUGGCUGUUUCUGUUGUUCCGUUCAUGUUGUUACGGGACACCGAAUCUUCGGGUGCCUUUGGUCUCGAGUGGUGGUGGCAUCGAAACAGCAACCGAGUUGAUACCAUCAUCAGCGACAAGGGCAACAGCAUCUGCCUCUGCCAUCCAUACCGAGACUUCAUCAUGCUUGCGGUUGGAAUCGAAUAGAGUGGUGGAACGACAGCGCGGUGGGGUCGGUUUUUUUACCUGGAGAUUAAUAGUUUUCAUCUGCAGGUAGUUGAUUGUUGAAGAACAGCACAGAACAGAGGUCAAAAUAAAAGAAACGAUUGCAUGUAGGUGUCCCCCCUCAGGAAUCGGGAUGCUUCAUCUGUGAACAACCUUCAGAUGAAGAGGAGGAAUGAGUGUGAAGAACACCACGUUGAGAUGAACGGCUGGAAUGGAUACGCGAAUUCAGAUCUUAGCCCUGCACCCACUCCCACAGGUCCUAGAGGGAGAGCCAGCCGGCCCAAGACAGUGAAGCAGACGAAGAACGGCCCCCAGACCCCAGGACCCUCAGGCAUUGGUUCUCCAACAAGUAGUGCACCCACUCCAACCAGUACCUGUCGCUAUGACAGCUCACUUGGUCUAUUGACGAAGAAGUUUAUUGACCUUAUUAAGCAAGCAGAGGAUGGCGUGUUGGAUCUUAACAAGGCUGCAGAUACUUUACAUGUACAAAAGAGAAGGAUAUACGACAUCACCAAUGUAUUGGAGGGAAUUGGGUUGAUUGAGAAGAAACUGAAGAAUCGGAUCAGAUGGAAGGGACUUGGUAUGGUGCGAACCACUGAAGGCAAGGAUGACGCAGUGGGAUUGCAGGUUGAGGUGGAGGAUCUGCGCAAUGAAGAGAAAAAGCUUGAUGAGAGUAUUAGUGAAAUGAGGGAGCGGUUGAGGAGCUUAAGUGAAGAUGAUCACAACAAACAAUGGCUUUAUGUCACUGAAGACGACAUAAAAAAUUUGCCUUGUUUUCAGAAUGAAACGCUUAUUGCUAUCAAGGCUCCUCUUGGGACAACUUUAGAAGUGCCAGAUCCAGAUGAGGCCGUUGAGUACCCUCAUAGGCGCUUCCAGAUUCUGCUUCGCAGCACAAUGGGGCCUAUUGAUGUGUACCUUGUCAGCCGUUUUGAAGGCCGUACGGAGGUGCCCAUGGAACCCCUACCUGGUAGCCAGGAGGCUGGUCCAUCCACCACUGCCAAUGCCAUGGAUCAUCAAGGAAAUAUGGCUAUGGUGCCGGAAGUAGGUUAUGGCUUAUCAGAUUUGGUUCCUCCUGCGAAUCAUGAAGCAGCAUCCCAGACCUCUGAACCUACCAGUUCUCAUCCCGACUUUGUGGGCGGGAUCAUGAGAAUAGCACCUGCUGAAGGCAACACGGAUUCGGACUACUGGUUGCUAUCUGACGCUGGUGUUGGUAUCUCGGAUAUGUGGAGAAGUGAUCCUUCCAAUGCAAUGUGGGAUGAGGUAGUGAGACUUAAUACGGAGUUCGGCAUUGAGAACAUAGGAUCUCCACGUCCUCACACUCCGCCUUCUAGCAAUGCUCUGGAAGUUGAUCCAGUUAGUUGAGCAAGGUUUUUCGUUUCAUCUACCAGGCCAAGCCUUAUAUCAGAAUACUGGUCUGAAAGGGACUUGCGUGGAUGGCUGCGACCUUGCUUGCUUGUGGGUUUCCUUACUCAAACUGCGAAGGUGUGACGGUUGUCUUGCUUGAAUAUUGCUUCCCACAAAUCUGUAAACUAAGAUGGGAUCCCACAGUUACGACUUGUGCGUAAAAUCUUCAUGGCUUGGAUAUGUGCCAAAACUGGUGCUUGUGCGUGUUUGGCGUCUGCUCAAUGAGCUGAUAAAAAAGUUUUCCAAACUGCCCAAGCCACCGUGACCAUGAUGCCGAAGAUGUUGAAUUUGGACCAUCUUUCCUGGAAUUGGAGUACGUAAAUGGUCCUGUUAGACAGAAAAGACUAUGGCAUGUUGCAUGCAUACUCUUUGGUAUAAGCCAAAAGAGUUUAUUCUUAGUAAGAUGCUUCCAACCUGCUACAGGGGAUUCUGCAUCCUGCUUACAGAUCCCGAAGAGGCAAGGCUGCAUGUGUGUACUGCGUUCAUGAAGAGGCAAGUCUGCAUUUAGGCUCCAAGGAUUUUCUCCAUGCUUGCCCAUCCAUUCAUGUGUCGUUACUUUCAUGGUAAUUGAAGGUUUAAGAUCAGUGCUACUACGCACUUGGUCUGGCUUUGGCUAAGAA
Physcomitrium patens is the source of this 2710-nucleotide messenger RNA. RefSeq names its product transcription factor E2FA. The record is from RefSeq and is a predicted model, not a curated record. Lineage: Eukaryota; Viridiplantae; Streptophyta; Bryopsida; Funariales; Funariaceae. Gene Ontology annotation, biological process: regulation of transcription by RNA polymerase II. Gene Ontology annotation, molecular function: RNA polymerase II cis-regulatory region sequence-specific DNA binding; protein dimerization activity; DNA-binding transcription factor activity, RNA polymerase II-specific. Gene Ontology annotation, cellular component: RNA polymerase II transcription regulator complex.